Molecule: messenger RNA, 924 nt
Organism: Fusarium falciforme
Lineage: Eukaryota; Fungi; Ascomycota; Sordariomycetes; Hypocreales; Nectriaceae
Exons: 3
Coding region: 1-924 (307 amino acids)
Source: RefSeq, a predicted model, not a curated record
AUGUCUGCACCAGGCCCUCAGGACUCGCAGCAGCGAGGUUCUUCUCAGUCCCCUCCCCCUAGAUCUCCUCGUCCUCAAGGAGAGCAGUCGGGACAGAACGACGACGAGCCCAACACCGACAACAACCCAUUCAACCAGGAUUCCAACAAGCCCACCGGUCAGCCUGAGACCGACAACAAGGCUGAGGAUUCCAAGCCCGAAAACAACCCAGAGACUCCCAAGACGGAGGACUCUAAGCCUGGGGAGUCCAAGCCAGAAGAGUCCAAGCCCGAGGCUUCAACCGAAGAGACAGCAAAGCCACAGACUCCCGAGACUAAGCCCGAGCAGUCACAGCCCGAGCAAUCGAAGCCUGAGGAGCCCAAGGCUGAAGAGUCCAAGGUCGAAAAGCCCAAGCCAGAGAAGCGCAAGAAGAAGCCAGCACCACCGCCCGAGGAAGAGAGCGAGUCCGAAUCCGAAGAAGAGGAAGACGACGACGAAGGCUUGUCCUCCGGCGACGAUGAAGAAGAAGAUGAUGAAGAGUCCGAGUCCGAAUCCGAGUCUGAAUCUGAGGAUGAUGAACCAGCUACUCCCCCUCAGCAGCCAGAGCCCAAGAGAAGAGGCAACAGAAAGGCCAACGCCAAGAGCGAAGAAGUAAAACGCCGCCGCCCAGCCUGGCUCGACGAAGAAUCCGACUCUGAAGACGAAAAGCAAAUGUCACGAAGCAACCAACGAGCCAUGCAGCAGCGUCAACAGCAACAACAAAUGCAACAGCAGCAGCAGCAGCAGCAGCAACAGCAACAGCAACAGAUGCAGCAGCAGGAACAAGGAGGUGGCGGCGGCAAGGAUCCUCUCAAGCUUCGUUUGGAUCUUAACCUAGAGAUUGAGAUUGAGCUCAAGGCUCGUAUUCACGGUGACUUGACGCUCGCAUUGCUGGAGGGACUGUAA